UUUUGCAUAUUCAUGACCCAUGGGGGCAUAAAGGUCGUUCCUUUAACAUGGGUUUUUGUAGAUAUACCCAAAAAAUAUUUAUAUUGCUCACUCCCACUUGUGUGUGAUUAGAUUGUCCUUAGAGGUGUCACUGUUUGUCUCUCUACUUAUCGUUCCUUUAAUUACUGUAAUGUUGAAUUGGCGGGUUUCAUUUAUCUACUAACCACUAGGAUGAUGUUUAUUGUCUCCCUCUUUCUUAAUUCUUCUCUACUUUUCGGACAGUAGAGACUCUUGAUUGCUCCUCUUCAGCUAAUUUUUGAGACGUUAUUAAGUGUUUGUUACACGCAAUGGCUCGCUUCAGUUUUCCUUGUUUUCCGAAUUUUGGGGGUUUUAAUCAGGCUGUGACAAACCGGGGGCCUGAGAUUUCAGAAACUGCUGAUAAUUUGGUCUCACCAUCUGGCAUUCCACUCAUAGAACCUAAUAGUAAAGAGCACAGGAUGAGAGAGGCACAGCUAGGCGCUCACACUGUGAGGUCCCAUGGAAUGACUGUUGCAAGGACUCACAUGCAUGAUUGGAUCAUUCUCGUGUUACUUGUUAUUCUCGAGGGCGGACUCCUUAUAAUCCACCCGUUUUAUCGCUUUGUUGGGAAAGAUAUGAUGACUGAUCUCAGUUACCCGUUAAAAAGUAACACUGUACCAAUUUGGUCUGUCCCGGUAUAUGCGAUGCUGUUGCCUUUGGUAAUCUUCAUCUUUAUCUAUUUCCGUCGAAGAGAUGUUUAUGAUCUUCAUCACGCUGUGCUAGGUCUCUUAUACUCCGUUCUGGUGACAGCAGUACUUACCGAUGCAAUCAAGAAUGCAGUUGGUCGACCACGUCCUGACUUUUUCUGGCGUUGUUUUCCCGAUGGCAAAGCUGUUUAUGAUACCCUCGGAGAUGUUGUAUGCCAUGGUGAUAAUAGCGUCAUAAGGGAAGGGCACAAAAGCUUCCCAAGCGGGCACACCUCAUGGUCUUUUGCGGGUCUGGGAUUUCUGUCGUUAUACUUAUCGGGAAAGAUUCAAGCAUUUGACGGUAAAGGCCAUGUUGCAAAGCUAUGCAUAGUCAUACUCCCUUUGCUAUUCGCAGCUCUGGUCGGUAUUUCCCGUGUUGAUGACUAUUGGCAUCAUUGGACAGACGUCUUUGCAGGAGGCUUGCUAGGUCUUGUGGUCUCUACGUUCUGUUAUCUUCAAUUUUUCCCGCCACCAUAUCACACCGAAGGUUGGGGACCAUAUGCUUACUUCCAAGUGUUGGAAGCUGCGAGAGUGCAAUGUACCGAGAAUGGAGCCGUGCAGCAACCGCCUCAAGGUGAUAACGGUGAAGAAGAAGACGGUGGGUUUAUGGGUUUACAUUUGGUGGAUAAUCCGAGUAUGAGGAGAGAAGAAGAUGUAGAAACUGGUAGAGGCUGAGUAGAAGACACACUGAAGCUGCUUUGGUUUUUUUUUUUAGGACACUUUUUUCUUGUUCUUUUGAUUCUUUGUUUGGCUACUUUGCUAGAUUUGUGUAAGAUAACUAGUGGUAAGUGGUAAUUACAGUCGUUUGGUUUUUAGUUUAAAUGGAUGGGACCAGUAUUAAUGGGUCCGGUAUUGUUAUUGCUUAUUGGUUAAUGUUUGUGCUUUUGAUUA
Messenger RNA from Camelina sativa (false flax), 1634 nucleotides. RefSeq names its product putative lipid phosphate phosphatase 3, chloroplastic. Gene Ontology annotation, cellular component: membrane. The record is from RefSeq and is a predicted model, not a curated record. Gene Ontology annotation, biological process: phospholipid metabolic process; phospholipid dephosphorylation. Gene Ontology annotation, molecular function: phosphatidate phosphatase activity. NCBI's taxonomy places the organism in Eukaryota, Viridiplantae, Streptophyta, Magnoliopsida, Brassicales, Brassicaceae.